Messenger RNA from Linum trigynum, 2709 nucleotides. NCBI's taxonomy places the organism in Eukaryota, Viridiplantae, Streptophyta, Magnoliopsida, Malpighiales, Linaceae. The record is from the annotation of a GenBank genome assembly.
CUUUGGAGCAUGUGGAAGAACCCAAAUGAUGGUGCUUUUCAUGGAGUGAACAAGACCCUGUCUGCCCCUUCUCUCUUGCAGGCUGUGAAGAUUCGGGCCGAGCUGGGGUGGAAGGCUUGGAAUGCGCCGAGCCCGCUGAUGGGGCGAAUGAAUUCCCCACGGAAUCGCAUUGAAGUGCAGGUCGGAUGGAAGCCACCUUCAGUUGGCUGGACGAAGCUUAAUGUGGACGGGGCGGCUAGUGCUAAUUCAGGAAUAGCUGGUGCAAGUGGACUUUUGAGAGGCGCCGACGGAAGCUGGAUCAGUGGAUUUGUUGCUGGUGUGGGCUCUUGUUCAGCCAUCUGUUCCGAAUUAUGGGCCAUUUUUCAUGGUCUCAAGAUGGCAUGGAGACACGAUUGCAGGACCCUCAUCGUUGAAACCGACUCUCAGCUUGCAAUUCAACUUGUGAAAGAUAGGUCACACCCCUUACACCCCUAUGCAGCGCUCUUAAUGGCCAUCAGACGUUUGUUGGCUCAAGACUGGAUUGUGAAUCUAGUUCAUGUAUACCGGGAAGGGAAUAGAGUCGCGGACUGGCUCUCGAAGCACAGUCUCGUCUAUCCCUACGGUACACAUGAAUUAGAGACACCUCCACAUGAGCUUCUUCAGCUGCUUCAGGAUGAUGCUGAAGGCGCCACUUUUGCUAGACUCAUAAUCCCCUCUCCCGGUUCUCCUCACCUGUAACCCUCCAUUUCCCUUCCUUUGGCGUAAUGCCUCCAUGUACUAAAAAAAAAACAAUAGUCAUUCAAAGGUUGAUUAUCGUUAGAUCAACCCUUAAUUCUAGCCGUCAAGAGAAAUUCGCAGAAUAUAAAUGACAAAGACACCGAAUAGUUUGGAAUAUUAAUGUUUAUUGAAGUUUUGAAAUAUAAAUGACAGACUAGUUAAAUGUUGAUAUAUUUAGUGGGAAUGUGUUAGGAUGGUUACUAAAUUUCUAGUAGCCACCUUGGCUACAUCAAUAUCCACCAUCCAUUCUUUUCUUUUUCCUAUUUUUUUAAUCUCACGAUUAUGAUUGCUCAAGGAUAAUUUUGAAAACAAAAAAUAAACCACACUGAAUUAUUCUAUAUAUACACAAACCCUAAUUCUACCCUCCUCCUUCCAGCCAAACCCACGCUCGCCGGCAGCCUCUCCCCUUCCCCACCGUCCCUCCCCCUGCCAUCUCGCCGUCCCUCUCUUCCUCCUCUACCCCUCCCUCCUUCCUCCCCCUCCUAUCCCCUCCCCAUCCCACCCCACCCCUCCCCCCGCCGACCCCAUCCCACCCCACCCCCUCCCCCCGCCAACCCAUCCCUCUCCCCUAUCCACCCCACCCCUCCCCCCUUCGUCCAUGCCUUCUUUCUUUCUCUCUCUCUCUCUACUCGGCAGCAGGGAGGAGUCGAUGGACAAGCGACCUGAACCGCAGAGGUCGUCAAAACAAUCGACGGCGCUGUUCAUCCUUUUAUUUCCGACCCUCUCGCCUCAAUGGUAUUGUUUUUGUUGCAUUGGUAUUGAUUUUGUUGCAUUGGUAUUAUUUUUUGUUGCAUUGGUAUUUAUUAUCAUGUAAUGGUAGUAAUUUGCAUGUACUGGUAUUGAUUAAAUCUGCAAUGGUAUUGAUUUUUUGUGAAAUGGUAGAUUGUUUAUAUUGGUAGUUUUCGUGUAAUGGUAUAGAUUUAAUUCUGCAAUGGUAUUGAUAUUUUUCAAAAUGAUAGUGGUUGUCUAAUGGAUUGGUAGUGAUUUCGUGAAAGAGAGAGAAUUGUAAUUAAUAGAUUCUUGUAACUACCUAAAAUGUAAUUUAUUAAAAAAAUUAAUUAAUACAAUUUAUUUUUUCGUACCCAAUUUACCCUUAAUAACCACAGUGAUUACUACUUUGUAGUAAUCAUCGUAACCUGUCCCUUAUAUUUAGUGGUAUUAGCGUAUUAAAAAACUAUACUUCGAAUGAGCAUCACUGACCAGUGACCACUGUUAUCAAUAUCAUUCCUUCAUUCUCACUCUAGUAUCUACCAAUACUAUGGCUCCAUCUUAGAAACAAACUUGCAUGCUUCCAUGUUCCGAGGAGGAGAAGAAUGAAAUGCAAAUACCCUAAGAAUGUGUUUGGAUAUAAUGAUUUGGAUUUGUGAUUUGUGAUUUGGAUUUUCAAAUAUAAAAUUAUGUGUUUGGAUAUGAAUUACAUUUGGUAUUUGGAUUUGUGUCAAAUUCAUGGGCGUGAGAUAGCAUGACUACCCCUAAAGGGGUUGGAAAAAUGACACCCCCUAUUAAUUAAAGGCUUUUAAGUAGGGCUACCGGAUCGGUUCGGGUUCGGGUAACCGAACCGAAAUCAACCAAACCCGAAAAGACGAGACCCGCUAUGUUUACAACCCGAACCCGAUAUGGGAAGUUUCGGGUUUCGGGUACCAAAACCCGAAGAUUUCCUUACCGGGUUCGGUUCGGUUAGACUGAAACCGAAACCCGAAGCUAAAGCACUUAUGACGUGGUAAACUCCAUAAGUUGACCAAAUGACUUGUUACCUUAGUCGGCGUCUAUAUGCAUGGGAUUAGCAAGUAUUAUGAUCCAUUAAUCUAGGUAAUUAUUAAUUAGAUUAAUUUUAAUCUAAUUAUGAUCAAUUAAUGGCGAGAUCGAUGGGAUUAACAAAUGGAGCAAUAAAAUCAAAACGUAUAAAGCAAGUGGGAUUGAUAUAGUAAUUACUAAUUAAAGACUAUGAUUUCG